AUGGUGAGCCAUUUAGGAAAUUGUGCAUUUAGACGCCACAUAAAGACAUCAACUCUAUCAUAUAGAGUGGCAGGAUACGUCACGUAACAGAAAAGUGGAAGAAAAAAAUAGAAAAGGAAAGCCAUCAAUUGAAGCAAUCAAGAAGGCAACUCAAGAUUGAAACGAAUUAUCAUUAAAGAGGGUUGGUUUUAAUUUGGUCUUUUGCUUUGUUGGUCAAUACCAACCAAAAAAGAUUUAUUGAGCUUGUGUGAAUUAGAUUGAAUUCUGGUUAAGAUGGCUAUGAUGAAGAGGCCUUUACAGUGUAUGUUGUUGACAAGGAUUUGCAUGAGAAGAAGUUUUAGUGCUCUUCCUCAAGGAAACUCAUCUUCCCCUUCUCAAAAUCUCAUCAACCUGGAGAACGACUGCAGUGCCCACAAUUACCAUCCGAUUCCUAUUGUUUUUUCUAAAGCUAAGGGUUCAUCCGUCUGGGAUCCAGAAGGGAAAAAGUAUCUUGAUUUCCUCUCAGCUUAUUCUGCUGUCAAUCAGGGACACUGUCAUCCAAAGAUCAUGAAAGUAUUAGCAGAACAGGCUCAAACGCUCACUCUCAGUUCUCGUGCCUUCUAUAACGAUAAGUUUCCAGUAUUUGCAGAAUGUAUAACCAGCAUGUUUGGAUAUGAUAUGGUGCUCCCUAUGAACACUGGUGCAGAAGGAGUAGAAACAGCUCUUAAGCUGGCAAGGAAGUGGGGUUACAUGAAGAAAAGAAUACCAAAAAAUGAGGCUAUAAUUGUCUCAUGCUGUGGAUGCUUCCACGGUCGGACAUUGGCUGCAAUCUCCAUGAGUUGUGACAAUGAAGCUACUCGUGGUUUUUGGCCCCUAUUACCUGGACAACUAAAAGUUGAUUUUGGAGACGCUGUUGCCCUUGAAAAAUUAUUUAAAGAAAAAGGAGAUCAGAUAGCUGGCUUUUUGUUUGAACCAAUUCAAGGAGAGGCUGGGGUUAUAAUUCCGCCGAAAGGUUACCUGAAGGUUGUUAGAGAUCUUUGCUCAAAGUACAAUAUUUUGAUGAUUGCUGAUGAAAUACAAAGUGGCUUGGCACGCUCUGGUCGAUUGCUGGCUUGUGAUUGGGAGGAAGUUCGUCCAGAUGUUGUUAUAUUGGGGAAAGCAUUAGGUGGUGGAGUCUUGCCUGUGAGCGCUGUACUUGCAGAUAAAGAUGUUAUGCUUUGCAUUCAGGCUGGAGAGCACGGAAGCACAUUUGGGGGGAAUCCUUUGGCCAGUGCAGUUGCAAUUGCAUCUUUAGACGUGAUUAGAGACGAAAGACUUGCAGAGAGAUCUGCUCAAAUGGGAGAGCAGCUUAGACAUCAGCUGAUGAAGAUUCAGCAGCAAUUUCCUCAUUUCAUAAAAGAAGUUCGAGGGAAAGGCCUAUUCAACGCUGUGGAGCUAAAUAGCAAGUCCUUGUUACCUGUGACAGCUUAUGACAUAUGUAUGAAACUGAAGGAGAGAGGAAUUCUUGCUAAGCCAACUCAUGACUCUAUAAUACGCUUGACUCCCCCGCUAUCAAUGAGUUUGGAGGAGCUCCAGGAAGGGUCUAAGGCACUGCAUGAUGUUUUGGAAUAUGAUCUACCAAAGAUGCAGAAAGAGAAGCCACCAACAGUCUCCCAUGCUACCUCCAGUGUGUGUGACCGGUGUGGCCGUGACUUAUAUGGCUCUUCAUAAGAUCUUGUAAGGUAGUUUUCAUAAAUAGCAGCAGUAGGUCCCUCUUCUUUUUAUACAGGAUACAUUUCAUAUCCACUGAUACAUUUACCUUUACGUCACGGUAGAAACUAUCAUCACAUUAUGCACAAUCAACUAUUUGGUGUCAGUUAAAACCACUGUCUGUACCAUGCUAGAAAUCAGAGCCUAACUAGUUCUAGUGGUGUGGUGUCAAUGGUACGGUUCGGUCGGUUAAUUUAUAGAAUUUAUACCAUACUAAUUUUUUGAUUA
Lycium ferocissimum is the source of this 1956-nucleotide messenger RNA. Its product is annotated as ornithine aminotransferase, mitochondrial. NCBI's taxonomy places the organism in Eukaryota, Viridiplantae, Streptophyta, Magnoliopsida, Solanales, Solanaceae. Bases 274 to 1689 code for a protein of 471 amino acids. Gene Ontology annotation, cellular component: cytoplasm. The transcript has 10 exons. The record is from RefSeq and is a predicted model, not a curated record. Gene Ontology annotation, molecular function: L-ornithine transaminase activity; identical protein binding; pyridoxal phosphate binding.